Messenger RNA from Peronospora matthiolae, 1551 nucleotides. The record is from the annotation of a GenBank genome assembly. NCBI's taxonomy places the organism in Eukaryota, Oomycota, Peronosporomycetes, Peronosporales, Peronosporaceae.
AUGACGAGACUGAACCCCAACGCUGGCGAGUGGGUCCCCCCAACUUUCGGUUCCGCGCCAGUUGCCACGACUUUUUCACCUAAAUCAGUAGCCACCACGUCGAUACUCAUCGAUGAAAAAACGUCGAAGAGUACUGAUCAGCAACUACCGAUCGACACGCCCCCAAUUACAGCCAAUGAGAAGACGCCAUUGACGCAUGUGACUCCUACACUGGGACACGAUGUGGCGGUUGAUGCGAAUGGCGACUGCAUUUCUUAUGAGGGGUACUCGCUGCUGCAGGACCGGUUCAUUUACUCGAGAGAGUAUCUACUAGCGUUUCAAGUGUUAGGAGAUCGCGUUAUCAAGAGUAUUCCAGACGUGGUUCGAAACCCGUCGCCGGUGAAAAAAAUUGGGUGCAAGCUGAAAGGCAGACUGGUGUAUACGAUUGCGGAGCUGCUGCUGUUUGAACCACUGUAUGAAAUGAUGCCGGAAGGUUUCACGUGGGCCGAUACGAUUGGUGCCGAUGCUGUCAUGGACGAGAACAAGGGCAAGAAGAGCAAGAAAGACAAGUACCGUCAGCAGCAUGGCAACGUCCUGUCGUAUGACGCGUCGCUGGUGUGCUACUUCAACCCGACAGAAUAUUCAGCAGCCAUGAACAUGGGACUUUACACUGGCCCGGCUACUGAGACAACCUCGAACGGCACCGAUGGCAGGAGUACGGUGGGCGGUGUUGAACCGGUUAACCUGGUGGAGGAAGCAACGAUCGCCAGGCGCCGUAUUGCUGCAUUGCUGGAUGAUGUCAAACCCGAUUCUGUAAUCUCCAUUCUGGAGUCUUUUACGAGUAUCGUGAUCAGCUGCACUCAUACACUGCAAGAAAUGAUCGACCAGUUAUUUGACCGCGCAAUCGCAAAUCCUGAAUUGAGCGACUCGUAUGCUAAAUUGUGCACUGGAAUGUCGGAGCGCACACCGGAGUUUAAAGAUGGCGCAAAGACAAUCAACUUUCGGCGAAUUCUUCUCACCAAGUGCUAUGAAUCUCUCAUCGAAGAGCCCGAGAGUCAACCGUCGCACCAUGUUGGCAAGAAGAUUGGAAAUACGCAGCAUUCGUGGCGACGAAAGUGUAUGCUGCAAAACGUGGGCUUUAUCGGAGAGCUGUUCCGGCGUCAACUGCUCACCGAGAACAUUAUGCAUGUUUGCGUCGCGAUGAUGCUGGAUGAUGAGGUGAAACCUCAACCUGAAAUAAUUGAAGCGGCGUGUGGACUUUUGACUCUGGUUGGCGAUCUGCUUGACGGAUCGAGUCCUGCCUCGCGGCGAACAAUGGACGAGUAUUUCGAAGUCCUGGUGCGUAUCCAAGAGAACUGCGAGCUACCGGACCGCGUGAAGAAGCUUAUUAGCGAUCUCAAAACCGUGCGAGCGUGUGGAUGGUUGAAAACUCGUCGAGAUAGUUCGUCUGCUUCAAGUGCACCCGCAUCUCCAACGGAACCGAUGAACAAGGCAAGCAAUGGACCGAUCACCCUCUCACAAGUACCAAACGCCGUGCCGGCGACAGGAAAUGCAUCACUAGCUGAGACUUGA